AUAAAUUUCGUCGCUCAAGUGGAGUGAUGUAUUAAAGAGAUUUUCGAAAAAUAAAAUAAAGUGAAAGUGGUUGUAACUUUUCGAAAUAGAUAAAAUCAAAUAAUAUUAAAAAAAAAAACCUUUGUACCAUGUAAAGAUAAAGCUUUGGAUUGGAAAUUAAAAUAAAGUACAACCGUGUUGAAUUAUAAUUUAGGAAUUAGGAUUACGAAUUAGGAAGCAAUGGAUAGAGCAUAGAGGGAGCUUAAAAACAGAGUGCAACUUCCAGGUUCAGCAGACAUAUUUCAUGAUUGAUUGAUCAAUGUUAUAGAAAAGCUAACUAAGCCACAUAAUGUUUGUCCAACUAUGAAUCCGAUCAAAACAAAAGCUGAUCAUGUUCUCAAUGAUCCCGAAAUAUUUUCAAGCUGUUUUAUUGAAAGUCCUUAGCGGAGUAGCGUGGCUACAAUUAUUGCCGUUUUCUAGGGGUAGUUUCGGUUUUAGUUGUUUUCUGCUUUAUCUUUAGUGUUUUGUUGUUUGCUUGUUUUGGGCUUUGCCCCUCUCCUUCGCCAAAAAAAUAAAUAAAUAAAAUAAAAUAAAAUAAAAAAUAAUAAUUAAAAGAAUAAAUAAAUAAAAAAAAUACUAAAGCAUAUGAAAGUACCAACGCGAAUUACCCGAAAGAGCAUCAGAUAAAUUGCGUAGGAGAAGUGGAAGUAUAUUUUAAAAACCCAGAAAAUCACAACUCUAAUUAUAACGGUCAAACUCACCUCCCCACUUUGAGUUUGUCAGUUUCACAGAAUUCCAUGACAAUUCCUUCACAUGGGCGCGCCACUUUUUCUACCCAGGCCAAUGCUCUUCUCCGGAAAAACUUAAUCUUUCAGAGACGCAAUAAACGUUCGAAUUGUUGUCUCAUAAUAUUCCCGGUUUUACUUUGUAUUCUUCUUUCUCUGUUGCAACGAGUGAUAGACAAUGAAUUAAGCAAAGAAAAAUUCAAAUGUGGUUGUGCUCAAGUUAAUGGUAAAACCGAAUGUGGGAUUCAAUAUUCGACAUUGGAUCAAGCUUCCAGCUGUCCUAUUCCUAACCCCCAAAAAUGGCCUGCAUUGCUUCAAGUUCCAGAUCCUCAAAGUCGUGCUGUGAGAACUAAUGGUUUUACAUUUCCAGACUUGCCAAGUAUAUCAUGUAGACUGACAGGUACUUGUCCUGUUACUGUACUCGUGACUGGGAAUAAUCAAACAUUGGGGCAAGGCUUGGCCAGCAACCUGUUUCUGACAUCCCCUGUGAAUACCUCCAACCUUUUACUUAGUUUGGCCAACAAUGUCUUGGGAUCAGCUUCGAAGCCUGGAACUCAGAAUUUUCUUGAUCCUGCUUACACCUCAGGCCUUCCGCUGUACUUUGUUCAACCACUCUGCCUUUUGAGCUUGUCAUUUUCAUUGCCUGUAGAUAUUAUAUCGUCAACUUUACAGCAAGAUGUAGAAUGUGCUCCAGGUCUUCCUCUAUGGCGCAAUAGUUCUUCUGAUAUAAAUCAUGAGCUGUACAAGGGUUACCGUAAAGGUAACCCAGAAAGGAAGAUAAAUGAAUUUGUCGCUGCAUAUGAUAUCCUCAACUCAGACAUGAACAACUUUAAUGUGAACAUAUGGUAUAAUACAACAUACAAGAAUGACACUGGGUUUUCUAGAAUUGCAUUGCUACGUGUACUACGCUCAAUAAAUAUGGUGUCUAAUGCCUAUCUACAGAGUCUGUUCGGUGCUAGUACAAAAAUUCUUCUUGAGUAUGUUAAAGAAAUGCCAAAGCCUGGAACCCGACUAAGAAUUGAUAUUUCAUCUCUUCUCAGUGCUCAGUUUUUCACAUAUGUCAUUAUAGCAUUAUUUCCGGUUGUAUUGACUGCUCUGGUUUAUGAAAAACAACAGCGAUUGCGUAUCAUGAUGAAAAUGCAUGGGCUUGGUGAUGGCCCAUAUUGGACAAUUUCCUAUGCUUACUUUCUAGCUUUAUCUGUAAUCUACAUGACAUGUUUUGUGAUAUUUGGAUCCCUUAUUGGACUAAAAAUCUUCACAACAAAUGACUACAGCAUCCAAUUUGUAUUCUAUUUUAUCUAUAUAAACUUGCAGAUUUCAAUGGCAUUUCUUGUGGCCCCUUUGUUCUCGAAUGUUUUAACUGCUAGAGCUGUUGGGUACUUACUGACGUUUGGCACUGGGCUGUUAGGAGGAUUUCUAUUUCAAAAUUUUAUUCAAGAUACUUCAUUUCCAAGGGAAUGGAUUAUUGUUAUGGAGCUAUACCCUGGAUUCUCUCUAUUUCGAGGUUUAUAUGAGCUUGGACAAUAUUCUUUUCUUGGGGAUUAUAUGGGAACCCAUGGUAUGCGGUGGGGAAAUUUGGGUGACAGCAUGAACGGGAUGAAAGAAGUUAUGAUCAUCAUGUUUAUUGAGUGGCUGGUCGUACUCCCUAUUGCAUUCUAUGUUGAUCAAGUUGUAUCAUCUGGAAGUGGUGUGAAGAGAACUCCUCUAUUUUUCUUCUGCAGCUUGUUGAGAAAGUCCAACUCUGUUUCACAGAAGCAUAGUUUACAAAAGCAAGGAUCAAAAGUCUUUGUUGAGAUGGAGAAAGCUGAUGUUGUGCAAGAGAGGGAGAGGGUGGAGCAAUUGUUGUCAGAAGAAAGUUCUAACAUUUCCAUAAUUUGCAACAACCUGAGAAAGAUCUAUCCUGAAAGGGAUGGAAAUCCUCCAAAGCUCGCAGUCAAAGGAAUGUCUCUUGCUGUGCCACGUGGUGAAUGCUUUGGGAUGCUUGGCCCAAAUGGAGCUGGGAAAACCUCCUUCAUCAGCAUGAUGAUUGGACUCACAAAGCCGACAUCUGGUGCAGCAUAUGUUGAGGGUUCAGACAUUCGUUAUCAAAUGAAUGAAAUAUAUACCAGCAUGGGUGUUUGCCCCCAGCAUGACUUACUCUGGGAGACAUUAACUGGAAGAGAGCACCUGAUAUUUUAUGGCCGCCUUAAGAACCUGAAAGGUUCUGCCUUAAUGCAGGCAGUUGAAGAAUCUUUAAAAAGUGUCAACUUAUAUCAUGGCGGUGUUGCUGACAAGUUCGCGGGAAAAUAUAGUGGAGGAAUGAAAAGGAGGCUUAGUGUUGCUAUUUCCUUGAUCGGUGACCCUAAGGUUGUUUACAUGGAUGAACCAAGUACUGGAUUAGACCCUGCUUCAAGAAAUAAUCUGUGGAAUGUUGUGAAGCAAGCAAAACAAGAUAGAGCAAUUAUUCUUACAACACAUUCUAUGGAAGAGGCAGAAGUUCUGUGUGAUCGGAUUGGCAUUUUUGUUGAUGGCAGCUUGCAAUGUAUUGGGGGCCCUAAGCAGCUGAAAGGAAGAUAUGGAGGGUCCUUUGUGUUCACCAUGACAACCUCUGCAGAGCAUGAUGCAGAAGUGGAAACAAUGGUGAGAGGCCUCUCUCAAAAUGCUCAAAAGAUAUACCACAUAUCAGGAACCCAGAAGUUUGAGAUCCCCAAACAUGAAAUUCGGAUUUCUGAUGUUUUCAAGGCAGUUGAGAACCUGAAGAAGAGAUUCACAGUCCAAGCAUGGGGUCUUGCAGACACCACUUUGGAGGAUGUAUUCAUCAAGGUUGCCCUUGAGGCUCAAUCUUCCGAUAUCCUCUCAUGAUCAUAUAGUGCAUUCAUCAAGUGGUUUUUAUGUUGCAUAUAUAGUUUCACAAUUAACAUACUGAAGAAGAGAUUCACAGUGUAGGCUUCCUUUGACACCAAUUUAAAGGAUGGUUGUCCAUGAUUCUCAAUUUUCCAAUCUCUUAUGAUUAUAGAAUAGUUUCACAAUUAGUUUUACGUACCAAAUUACCAAUAAUUAGAUACAUAUAUACAAAUAUAUAGACUACAAAUUUAUGUAAUGCAACUGUGUAUUAUUUAAAUUAUUACAUUCAUAUAUAAGAGCCUGUACAGCAAGAACAAUUUUGACA
Messenger RNA from Chenopodium quinoa (quinoa), 3912 nucleotides. RefSeq names its product ABC transporter A family member 7-like. The transcript is spliced from 18 exons. Gene Ontology annotation, biological process: transmembrane transport; lipid transport. The record is from RefSeq and is a predicted model, not a curated record. Lineage: Eukaryota; Viridiplantae; Streptophyta; Magnoliopsida; Caryophyllales; Amaranthaceae. Gene Ontology annotation, cellular component: intracellular membrane-bounded organelle; membrane. Bases 777 to 3605 code for a protein of 942 amino acids. Gene Ontology annotation, molecular function: ATP binding; ABC-type transporter activity; lipid carrier activity.